UGCAUCUGAUCAUGGAUGAUUUGAUCAUGGAGGUACGACGAAGUAGUACUACCAUGGAGUACGAAAGCUUGUGAUUAGUUAGUUUCUACAUUAAUGCUAGCUAUCAAUGCCACGCCGUUCUUGGAUAUUAUUAUCGGUACAACACUGUCCGGAGUUAAAAACAUUAUUCCGUAUGUGUGCAUUAAGUGCUUGGAUGAUAUCCUGCAAUAACUCUGUAUGGAGAAAGCCGUGCAGUUCUUUGUAAAUCAUUUCACACCAGUAUAGGCGAAGGUUUGGCUGCCAUACAGUUCCAACAAUAUAUUUCUGAGUGAAAUGUUGGAGGGUGGAGAAACUAUGCACUGACUUAUUCUACACAGUUGUCAGCAUGGGAGAGGACGAGUUGUUUGGAAACACAGAAAGCAUAAGUAGUGACAACUGGACUGAUGUCACAACCAAUCACACGGGACUCACACCGAUUACCAGCCUGGAGCUAACAAUGAUGGCGAUCACUCUGACAAUCCUCGCCGUCAUUUUCACUAUAGGCUCGGUGGGUAACAUCAUGGUCUGCCUGGUCAUCUCGAUGUACGCUCAGAUGCGAACGGUGUUUAACAUUCUCGUGCUCAACUUGGCCGUUAGUGAUCUCUUCCUUGGUGUCAUUGCUGCUCCUGCUUAUGCCGCACGCAUCAUCUUUGAAAUUGUUGGGGUCCCAGCCGACGACAACGAUGGCAUCACCGUCGUUUGUCACAUUUCAGCAUUCGCUCACUACGUGUGCACUGCACAGUCACUCAUGACAAUGACACAAAUGGGAAUCAUUCGUGUCGUUGCCGUGUGUAUGUCAUCCAAACGACGCCGAUUCCGCAUCAACAAAAUCAUCCCAUGUGUUUUAAUAGCUCUAAACUACGUCGCGUCUUUGACUUAUGCAGCAUUCGCUUACACGACAGGAACUUACACAAUAUGCCUGGACCUGAAAACGAGAGCGAGUGUUGCUCAACGCCUCAGCAGUUUGGCCAUGCUGGUUGGUAUUCUAAUCCUUAUAAGCAUGUGCUACAUCUGGAUUUUCAUAAGUACACGUAAACAGAGUGCAUCUAAUGCUGCGGUUCAUCCUGAAUUAAGCAAAGUUCAACGGCCGAACCGCUUCGACGUAGCCACCGCCAAGGCCCUCCUCCUUGUCGUGGGGACUUAUGUCGUCGGUUACAUUCCCUAUGUGGUUUUUAUCAGUCUUUGGGCGGCAGGUUUGGUUGAGGACAACGCCAGAUAUAUGACAAUCUUCCCGGCCCUGACUUCGUUGUGCUGCGUGGCCAACCCCAUCAUCUACACCCAUAACUCGGCAAUGUUCCGAAGACAACUCCGACGUUUGUUGAGACCGGGUUAAGUCUGUCCCCCGUAAGGUCCCCCGUAAGACAGAUCUGCCAGCCCGGACCGCUGCCAACGCGGUAUAGAGAAGGCCGUGGUGACAUCACGACUGUAAACCCCAUACAACUGUACUACAGUAUACACUCAUGAGUGUAUCCUGGAGUUUUAAGAGUGUGUGAUUCCACCUUAGCCCCUUCUGAUUUCAACAUUGGCGCUUACAUAAAUGUUAUAAAUGACCGUAACUAAAUUCCCGAGCCAAAGGCUGGUCAUUUGACAAUAAGUUACUUUUGUCUGAAGAAAAUGAUCGAUUUGUACUAAUAUUGGAGUCAUAAUAAUAGUAAAACUAUUUCUCUACGUCUACGCCUGUAUUGAUUUGUCGAAGUUAUAUGACACUGUUUGGUUUAAUUUUUGAAAUUCUGCAAGAGUUUUACAUUUUUAAAGAUGGCGGCUUUUGUGACGUCAUUAUUAUGAUGAACCCCAAAACGACAGAAAUCUGGGUUUGUUUUAGCAGCGUUUUUUUUUAAAUACCAGUUCGACACCCCUUGCUAAGCUUCCAUAUAAUGCAACUUAGAAAUCACUGCGUUUAACAGUUGGUUUUUCUUAAAGAUUCUUGACACUUUUGGUAAUUGUCAAGACCAGUUUCUCUCUUGGUGUAUCGCAACGUAUGCA
Molecule: messenger RNA, 2001 nt
Organism: Asterias rubens (European starfish)
Lineage: Eukaryota; Metazoa; Echinodermata; Asteroidea; Forcipulatida; Asteriidae
Product: delta-type opioid receptor-like
Exons: 1
Coding region: 365-1351 (328 amino acids)
Biological process (GO): G protein-coupled receptor signaling pathway
Cellular component (GO): membrane
Molecular function (GO): G protein-coupled receptor activity
Source: RefSeq, a predicted model, not a curated record